This is a messenger RNA of Amaranthus tricolor (Joseph's coat), 987 nucleotides long. RefSeq names its product pectinesterase inhibitor 6-like. Bases 83 to 874 code for a protein of 263 amino acids. NCBI's taxonomy places the organism in Eukaryota, Viridiplantae, Streptophyta, Magnoliopsida, Caryophyllales, Amaranthaceae. Gene Ontology annotation, biological process: negative regulation of catalytic activity. Gene Ontology annotation, molecular function: enzyme inhibitor activity. The transcript has a single exon. The record is from RefSeq and is a predicted model, not a curated record.
UUUGCCAUUCCUUUGACAAAUAACACUAAUCCAAUAUCAAAUUUUCUGAAAAUUGUGAUCCUAAAAUUAUUCCUAAUAAAAGAUGAAGCAAAUAAUAUUAAUUACAAUAUUGUAUCUGUUAUCCAUUUCCUUGAAAUCACCCAUCCAAAAAGUUGAAUGCAAUUCAUUAUAUGAUUCAAUACCAAUCCCUCCAGUUUCAUCGCCUUCAUUGAGAACAAUCUUCAGUAUUCCUCCAUCAACAUACGAUGCACCGGCCCCAGAAGAUAGUGAUCUCUUGUAUUCAAUUUCCCCAGAUUCAUCCACCAACGAUGUCUCGCCUGCUGAUAACGACUCCAUUGAAUUUCCUGUUAACUUUAAUUUCAACCCCUUUGUUGAAAAAAAACCACCAAAAGAAGAUCUUAAAACAAUAAAAAUGGCAAAUACAAACGUAAAGAAAACUUGUGAGUUUACGGACAAUCCUGGCCUUUGUUUUUCUUCUUUAACGCCGUUUCUUAAAGCCGAGAAAACAGAAGAAAAAACAGACACUUAUUCUCUUCUAGAAAUGCAAGUUAAAGCAACGGAAAAGGCAACACAAAUUGCUAUUGCCUUGGCUGUUAAGAUAGGGAAAGAGGAAGGUGAUAAAGGUGCCGUUAAAGAUUGUAAGGAAAUGUAUGACGAUGCAUUGGAUAAUUUGCAGAAAGCUGUAGAAGCUUUAUUAACAAAGGAUAUAGGAACUGUUAAUACGAUGUUAAGCGCCGUCAUAUCGGAUUUUCACACGUGUGAUGAGGGAUAUAAAGAAGGUGGGAACUCAUCUCCCUUGGCUGAAUAUGGGAAUAAGUUGUCUGAAUUAGUUAGUAAUUGUCUUGCUACUGUUGCUCUUAUCAAGGGAGAAUGAUGUUAUUAAUUUAUUCAACAAUUAAUAAAAUGGCGCCAUGUAUUUAAUUUUGCCAUUAUUUUUCUAUGUCAAAUGGGUUUAAACUUUGUUGUAUAACAAUAAUAAUUCACAUA